GUGUGCCCGGACUACGCGUCGGCGGCGCUGGAGGUGCUGCGGGCGCUGCGCGCGCGGCCGCGCUGCGCCGUGUGGGUGGCGACGCGGCCGUCUGCGCGCGCGCGCCUGGACGCGGCGCUGGGCGCCGGCGGCGUGCUGGGCGCGCCUCUGCACGUGGAGCUGCUGGCGGAGGCCCUGGCGGCGGGCGAGGGCGACGCUGACGGCGCGGACGCUGACGACGACGACGACGACGACGACGAGGAGGAAAACACCGAGGACGAGCGCGACGGUGACAAGGGAGGCGAGAGAGGUCACCGGCGCCGCCGUCGUCCCCGCUUCGUGGACCUUGUGGAGCGCCUGGUGCAGCGCAAGUUCGAGGUGUACUGCUGCGAGAAGCUGCGCAAGGACCCGACGUUCCCGGCGGUGCGGCAGGAGAUGGAGGCGACGCUGCGGCCGCUCUUUCUGGAGGAGCACGGGCUGGCGGCGCUGAGCGCCGUGCUGGGCCGCGACGAGCAGGCGGCCGUGGGGCUGCCCGCGCACGAGGCGCGCCUGCGCGCCUUCCUCCUCAAGGUACCUCCCUUCCUCUUCCCCUUUCUCUCCCUUGGAACUACAUCCCCUUUCGUGGUGUAG
This is a messenger RNA of Gryllus bimaculatus (two-spotted cricket), 609 nucleotides long. NCBI's taxonomy places the organism in Eukaryota, Metazoa, Arthropoda, Insecta, Orthoptera, Gryllidae. The record is from the annotation of a GenBank genome assembly.